Paraglomus brasilianum is the source of this 177-nucleotide messenger RNA. The record is from the annotation of a GenBank genome assembly. NCBI's taxonomy places the organism in Eukaryota, Fungi, Glomeromycota, Glomeromycetes, Paraglomerales, Paraglomeraceae.
AUGGUGCUGAAUAUCAAACAAGUUUCGACGCCAAUUAAAUGCAUUGCGGGACCUCAAGAAGACAGAAUUGUAAAGAGAGCAGCAAACCCUAUACUAGAGACAAAAAUGUUUACGAUUCAGCAAAGCGUCAGUGAUACUACAUUUCGACCCUCGUCAACAAAGAUGCGAAUCGCGUGA